Molecule: messenger RNA, 1225 nt
Organism: Bipolaris maydis ATCC 48331
Lineage: Eukaryota; Fungi; Ascomycota; Dothideomycetes; Pleosporales; Pleosporaceae
Product: glycosyltransferase
Cellular component (GO): cytoplasm
Molecular function (GO): glycosyltransferase activity
Source: RefSeq, a predicted model, not a curated record
CUUUUCGCUGCUACGAUACUCGAGCAACAAUGCUGAUCAAAGAUAGGAUAUGGAUUGCUUAUGUGUGCAUAGCCGUCGGCCUCUUCUAUGCAACAUUUCUAGUGUUCAAUAGUGGCAAGACACAGCACAUCACUUCGGCAGACUGGCCACUGUUUGGAAGCAGCGAUACAGCACUUGGCAAGGAAGAAAGCGAUUCCUCGAGUUCAUCUCAGGCACCGGAAUGGAACGACGCCACGACUUCACCGACUUCUCCGCAUGGCAGUCCGACACUCGCGAUUGCGACUUUCCUGACCGGCCAAGCCAAUGACGACACCUACUUCAAUCUGACCCGUCUGCUUGCGUAUCAAUUAUUGCAGGUACCCGAGACGCGCAUCCAAAACCCCGACAUUGGCUUUGUCGUCCUCUGCGGCACCAAGCUGCCCGAAGCGAAACGCGAGAUCCUCCGCAAAGACGGCGCAACCGUCGUUCCGCUCGAAGACGUGACAUUGCCAUCAUGGAUCCACUCCGUAGAGCCACGAUGGUCCGAACAAUUCACCAAGCUGCGCGUCUUCGAGCAAACGCAGUACUCGCGCGUCCUCUACAUGGACGCCGACUACAUGAUCAUGCACCGUAUGGACGAAAUCUUCCGCGAGCCCAUCGUCACGCAACUCACCCCCACACUCUUCACACGCAAGGAGGAAAUCAAGCAAGACGAGGGUCCACUCCCGAAACAAUGGCUCUUUGCCGGCCGCUCCGAGAACGGCGGCCAAGGCGGCUUCGACCACUUUGUCCCCCCCGUACAAACCAACUACGCCAAUGGCGGCUUCUUCAUGGUGGCGCCGCAGCAAGACAUGUACGACCAUCUCAUGAACGUGAUGCAGAUUGAGGGCCGCUUCGACACGCACUAUAUGGAGCAGGACAUGCUCAACUAUGUCUUCCGCAGAGACGGACCGAUGCCGUGGCGUGAGCUGGAUUGGAAGUGGAGUUCGAAUUUCGCGAAUCAGCGCGAUGUCGAUGCCGGGGUGCAUGCGUUGCAUGGCAAGUUUUGGGGCGAAGGGCCGCAGGCUGUAAGGCAGAAGUUUAGGGAGCUGGUGAAGCAGAUGGAGGAGCGGGAUUCGAAGAGGGAGAGGGCAGGGAGGGUGUGAAGAGGUUCUAUGUGUGAUACCCAAUUUAUACUAAAUGUUAGAAUAGUAUUUGUAGAAGUUUGAUGCGUGUAUGUUUAGCAAUGUUUAGAAAUGAUUCACUG